AUGGAGCUUCUGAUGGCAGCUGGCCUCGGGGCCAAGGAGCUCUUCACUUACAACCGUGAGAACUUCAAGUUCGAUCAAGAUCAGAGGAUCGAGCGCGAGGCUCUUCGGUUGGAGAUGCAAGUGAAGCGCUUCGAGCUCUUCAGAGAGGACGUGCGCGACUUGGUGGAGCUCACAGUGGACCGCAUGGACGUCUAUCACUUGGUUGGCGCCCUGUUCCUGGAGUUCUGCAUCGUGCUCUUCUGCGAGGGCCGAGUGCAGGCUUCAGCUCCGCCGUUUCUGCUCUCCCUGUUCCUCCUCUCCAACGCCUGCGCCUUCAUCUACCUUCUCUUGGCCGUCUGGCUCAGCAUGCACGCCUCGAUCGCGUCCCAUAGCUUUGGGGUACGCCUGCUCACACGAUUCGUGCGCCUGCCGAUUCCGAGCAUGAAGCAAAUCGCCAAUCUCAGGAGCAACUUGAAAGACUACGAGCGUCAGGGCGUCGCCAACUUGCUACGCCUACCGUUCCAGGACCAGCAGGACUGGCAGCAGGCCGGUGACUUCGAUGAAGCCAAGUCUGGGCCCUCUGAGGAGAAGGCGCCUAAGGCCCCGGAGUCCCUGGGGCCGACGCCACCUCCCACAGCGCCGCCGAAGCAGAAGCGAAGAGACGAGCGCCCCGAGGUUUCAGCGACGACCUUGGGCAAGCCCGUAGAUGCUUCUGGCUCCUCGAGCCUUACCUCAGGGCAGAACCUGCUGCCUGAGAGGGAAGAGACUGUCGUUGGUGGCGAGGAUCUGCUGUCGUGCUCAAGAGGAGCGCAACCAGAACGCCACGUCCAGCUUUUCAGGCAGCUACAGUCUAAAUGGCAGUGUUACGAUGCCUACUGCAGGGUCUGCAUGGGUUUGGGUGUAAAUCAGAUUCUCCAGGGCCUGAGCUACUACUGCAUCUGUCACACGCUGGUGGAGAAUCAUUCGCCGACCACGGGCUAUGCUUUGGUGACGCUCUUCCAGAGCACGACCAUUGCGCUGGCAGUCCUAGAUCUGGCCGGCCUGAGGAGGAGGGAGAUCCUUGCAGUUCAGGUGGUGGGCAUCAUGCCCUGCUUGCUGACAGCCUGGGGAGUCGCACAUGGCCACCGAAUACAGGGCGGUGUCCUGGAUCCUGCGCAGACGUACAUGCUGUCGCCACUGAGCUUCCUCUGCCAGGUGCUUUGGCUGGAGCUUUGGCUACGGGUCGCUGCCCCUCAUGGCGAAGACCAAGCAAAGCUGCCGCGGCGCUUUCGACAGGUGCUGUUCCUCGACGUCUUCGGCGACUCCUCAGGCUGGGACCCGCAGGAGGGGGACAACAACUGCGAGGACGAUAUGAUCGAGGGCGAGAUGUUCAAGCAGUUGGGGGUCAAGGAGGAUAAGGAUGCGGACGAAGAAGCGGAAGAGGCUUUGCUCGCCGCAGCCCAACGGGCGGCCUCACAACUGACAAUGGCUCAGUGUGCGGCUCGGCGGUGGAAUGCCUCGCCAUCCUGGGCGCUCUCGAAGCAACAGGCGAAGGAUCUAGACGCGGUGCGGGACCAGCUGAAGAACUGGGGCAGCACAAUCUACACCGAGCUAGAAAGGUGUUGUCGCCUCAGUGGGAUCCCCGAGGCACUGCGCAACCUGGAGCGGGAUCUCCGUCCAUGGUCCGAGCUUUCUGCUGAAGAGCAGUCUGCAGACCCUUUUGCUGGCUGCCUGGUGGGUCCCUUCGAGCACGAUGACGGGUACAGGACCUCGAUCUAUCAUUUCGAGAUCGAAUCCCAACGAACCCUCUUCGAAGAUGCGGCCCGAGAGUGUCCCGGUGCAUUAGUCCUCUCCUUGCAAGCGAUCCAAGCGAUCAUGAAGGAUCUGGAAGAUGCUGCGCGCAGCCUGCUGGAGCUACGGAUCAUGUCGGACCUGCGGAUCACCAUGCAGCGCCGAAGGCUGCAGAGCGAGCUGAAGGCCAAGAAGUCCAAGCGUGUCGCAGCCCGCAACUCGUCACCCCCGCGGCCUGCUGCUCCAAGAGCCCACGGAGGGCACACACGGGGGCAGUUUCCGAAUCUGGUUGCCCUGUUCAAGACUCGGCUGCAUCAGCGAGUGGAGGAUCGCGAGGCCAACUUGGAGCUGCUGCGCUCUGACUCACCAGCAGAGGCCAGUACUGCCAGCACCGAGGGCUCUGAGCACGCGGCCGAUACGUCAAGCUCACGGGGAGGAAGCGCCGAGCGUGACCCAGGGAGAGACCCCACCCUGGUGGCGAUGGCUGGCGCCAAUGCGCAGCACUUUGUCCCCGAAAAGCUACCUUGGCAGGUGCUCCGCAACAUCACGCGUGUGCUGCAGCUGUGCUGGCUGUGGUCGGGGCUUAUGGCCUUGCUGAAGGAGGUCCACGUCUAUCAGGUGGACUUCCAGCAACAUCCCGCCCAUGAGCGAAGGUUGGAUCAGACAAAGAUCUGGAGCUUUGAAAGCAUGGAGGUGGACUGGCCUCAUGGAAGCUUCUUCCGGGCACAGGGCCUUCUCUGCCCUUCCAAAGGCCCUUUCCACGUGGCGAGCCCCUUUGUCCUCUACGCAGCUGAAGCAGAGGACCGCAAGAUCACGCGACUCGAGGAG
Symbiodinium pilosum is the source of this 2577-nucleotide messenger RNA. NCBI's taxonomy places the organism in Eukaryota, Dinophyceae, Suessiales, Symbiodiniaceae. The record is from the annotation of a GenBank genome assembly.